This is a messenger RNA of Pediculus humanus corporis (human body louse), 1284 nucleotides long. Its product is annotated as pyruvate dehydrogenase kinase, putative. The coding region runs from base 1 to 1284 and encodes 427 amino acids. Gene Ontology annotation, cellular component: mitochondrion. Gene Ontology annotation, molecular function: pyruvate dehydrogenase (acetyl-transferring) kinase activity. Gene Ontology annotation, biological process: regulation of glucose metabolic process; protein phosphorylation. The transcript is spliced from 4 exons. NCBI's taxonomy places the organism in Eukaryota, Metazoa, Arthropoda, Insecta, Psocodea, Pediculidae. The record is from RefSeq and is a predicted model, not a curated record.
AUGACUAAUUGGACAAAAAAUCUUACCAAACUUUUAGAUUUUUACUCUCAAUUUACGCCAACUCCUUUGUCUAUAAAACAUUUUCUUGAGUUUGGUUUAGCAGCAUGUGAGCGUAAAUCAUUCCUUUUUUUAAGGCAGGAACUUCCAGUACGCCUUUCAAAUAUCAUGAAAGAAAUUCAUCUUUUACCACAAAAUUUAUUAAAAAUGCCUUCUGUGGCACUUGUCAACGAAUGGUAUGCUCAAUCAUUUGAAGAAAUAUUAGAAUUUGAAAAAUCUGACAUUAAUGAUAAAGUUUUAAAUAGAUUUUGUGAAUCAUUAGUAAGGAUUCGUAAUCGUCAUUAUGAUACUGUUCAAACUAUGGCUCAAGGUGUUUUGGAACUAAAAGAAUUACAUAAAGUAGAUCAACAGACAGAAAAUUCAAUACAGUAUUUUUUAGAUAGAUUUUAUAUGUCUCGAAUCAGCAUUCGUAUGUUAAUCAAUCAACACACAUUAUUAUUUGAUAAAAAUGUAGAGGGAGAAAAAAGUAAAUUAUCAUCUCGUCAUGUUGGUUGCAUUGAUCCAGCUUGCGAUUUGAGAAAUGUUGUUGAAGAUGCUUAUGAAAAUGCUAAAUUUUUAUGUGAUCAAUACUAUAUGGCUAGUCCUGAGUUAAUAGUUUAUGAACACAACACUUCCAUGUCAAAAGAAAGGAUAAAAAUUGUAUAUGUUCCAAGUCAUCUAUAUCACAUGCUAUUUGAAUUGUUUAAAAAUUCAAUGAGAGCAAUAAUGGAGCAUCACAACAGCUCAUCUGAAAAUUUUUCACCCAUAACAGUUACCAUAGUAAAGGGUAAAGAAGAUGUGUGUAUUAAAAUGUCAGAUAUGGGAGGUGGUAUCCCACGCUCUGAAACAGAGCAUUUAUUUAAAUAUAUGUAUUCAACUGCACCUAGACCAAGUGGGGGUGAUCAUAGCUCAGCACCAUUGGCAGGAUAUGGAUAUGGUUUACCAAUAUCUAGGUUGUAUGCAAAAUAUUUUCAUGGGGAUUUACAUCUUCUUUCCUGUGAUGGGUAUGGUACAGACACUAUAAUUUAUUUAAAACUCUUAGCUAAUGAAGCUAAUGAAUUACUUCCCAUUUUUAAUAAAACUUCGUCAAAAUUUUAUCAAGCCACAAUACCAGCUGGAGAUUGGUCAAAUCAGUCUAGUUUCAUAACAGCUAAAAACCAAUCUCUUUCAUCCAAAAAAAUAAAUAAUUUUAAAAAUGACACAACAAUAAAUAAUGAUUCAAAAAUAAAAAUUAAUUCAAAAACUUGA